AUGACGAGUCACAGAGACCCUCAUCUUCUGCACAACCUGUCCUACCACCCACGAUGGCAGUAUGACUCAGUAAAAGUGAAGAGAAAAAGACAUAUACAAAUGGUGGUUACAAAGAGUUGGGGCGGGUAUAGUCUGUUUGAAUCAUUACCGACAUCAUCACUGUCCUCAAGAGCAUUGUUAGCAAAAUCACAGUUGCCAUUAUCCCCUGUGCAGAACUCCAGGAACUGGUGGGGGAGCUGGUUUCUUCUGCCCUUAUUCAUAGUCUCAUUUCUGCCCUGUCAAGCCUGGGCGACCACUUUCAAGGUAGCCCUGGUUGGACCCUGGACGUGUGACCUCUUGUACUCUAAAGCCCUCCCUGACUUGGCAGCCCGUCUCGCCACCACCCGCAUAAACAAGGACCCCUACCUCAACAAGGGCUACUGGUAUGACUACACACUGAUUAAUGAGGACUGUAAGUCCUCACAUGCCCUUGUUCACUUUUCUAAGCUGGAAGGUUAUGGUGCUGCUUUCCUGGGCCCUGCCAACCCAAGCUACUGCUCCUCAGCAGCUUUGUAUGCAAAAGAGUGGGAUGCUGGAAUAUUUUCUUGGGCUUGCCUCAAACCCAACAUGAAAAAAGGACACAUGUAUCCCACCUUCCUAAGGCCGCUGCCGCUAUCCUCCAAUGUACUUUUCACUGUGUUGCGGUACUUCCACUGGGCCCAUGUGGCCAUAAUCUCAGAGGAGACAGACAUGUGGGAAGCCACAGGACAGGAGCUGGCCUCUUCUCUGAGGGCCCUCGGCCUGCCUGUCAAACCUGUGGUCACUAUGGGGGCUGACAAGGAUGGGCCUCGCAGAGCCCUGACAAAAGUGAGGGAAACAGACCGUGUCAGAGUGGUCAUCAUGUGCAUGCCUUCUGUUUUGAUUGGUGGCCAAACCCAGUAUCAGCUUCUGACAACAGCGCUGGCCAUGCGUAUGAUCGACCGCGGCUAUGUGUUCAUCCCUUAUGACACCCUCCUGUACUCACUACCCUACCAAAAUGCAUUUUAUUAUUUGCUAGGCAAUGACACCAAGCUGCAGAAAGCCUAUGAUGGGGUCCUCACCAUCACUGUUGACUCUGGAGAACGUAAUUUCUAUGAGGCCUUCAAAGAUGCUCAGGACAGCUAUGAAAUUCACACCAGCACCCCACCAGAACAAGUUUCUCCAUUCUUUGGCACAAUCUACAACAUGAUGUACUACAUAGCUAUGACUGCUGAACAGGCCCGUGCCAAUGGAGGCCGCUGGGUAACUGGUCAGAUGCUGGGCGACAGUGAAGGCAACUUUGAUUUUGCAGGAUUCAAUCAGCCACUGAAAGCCAGCAAAAAUGGUGACGGCAUGCAGGCUUCCUAUGUAGUACUGGACUACAAUGGCGUAGGCAGCUCCCUCUACUCCACUCAUACUCUGCAUGCAGCUCAUACAGACGGCAAGACAGGGGGCUUGAGGUACCUUAGUCGUUCAAUCCAUUUUGCAGGCAGCACACCGUACAGAGACUCAAGCUGCUGGUUUAGUCCCUACUUUGCUUGUACUGGAGGCUUAGAUACAGUCACUUUCUUCUUUCUUUUCCUUGUGUUCAUUUCACUGGCUGGAUUUGGAGUUAACAUCUUUAUUCGUUUCAAGACAGGUGGCAGGGUUGGGCUUAGCGUUGGAGGCAGCGCUAACGUUGGACGGACAAAGACAGUCCUGACCCUCGAUGACCUAGUCUUCAUCAACACUCAGAUCAGCAAAAGGAAGCUCAAUGAUGAAAGUAUUUUCAGAAGCCAGCUGGAUAUGAAGACACCUCACCACUCGACGUCUGGCCGCAGCUACUUGGCCGCAACACCAGACAGCUCAAACGUUGCUGUGUUCGAGGGUGACUGGGUUUGGUUGAAGAAGUGUCCCAGUGGAUCAGUGUCAUCUGUCAACAGCAGCACAGAGUUUGUCUUUGUCAAGCUCAGAGACGUGAGGCACGAGAACAUCAACCUGUUGCUAGGACUGUUCUUCGAUUCUGGGAUCUUUGGCAUCGUGACCGAGCACUGCACAAGGGGCAGCUUGGAGGAUCUGCUCAACAACGAGGACGUGCGUCUUGACUGGAUGUUCAAGUCUUCAUUGUUAAUUGAUCUAAUCCGGGGAAUGAAGUACCUGCACCAUCGUGACAUCAUCCAUGGACGGCUAAAAUCUCGUAACUGUAUGGUGGAUGGGCGCUUUGUGUUGAAGGUGACAGAUUAUGGGUUCAACGAAAUUUUGAUUGCCCAGGACAUUGACACAGAAGAGGAAAAGCCAGAGGAUCUGCUUUGGACGGCUCCUGAGCUGCUGCGAAGUUACAGUCUGAGGAGGAGGGGAACUUUCUCUGGAGAUGUCUACAGCUUUUCCAUCAUUGUUCAGGAAGUCAUCUCUCGCUCUUCACCUUUCUGCAUGCUGGACAUGCCUCCCAAGGAGAUUAUCAGCAAGGUCAGAAAACCUCCUCCUUUGUGUCGGCCUGUUGUUUCAGUGGACGAGGCCCCGCUGGACGUGAUACAGGUCAUGAAACAAGCCUGGAGUGAAGAACCAGACAAAAGGCCGACCUUUGAGGAGAUCUUCAAAUGGUUCAAGAGCAUCACCAAGGGAAAGAAGACCAACAUUAUUGACUCUAUGUUGCGAAUGUUGGAACAGUAUUCCUCCAAUUUGGAAGAUCUGAUCAGAGAGAGGACAGAGGAGCUGGAGGUGGAGCGACAGAAGACUGACAAUCUGGUGGCUCAGAUGUUGCCCAGGUCCGUGGCACAAGCACUGAAGACAGGCAAGCCUGUCAAACCCGAGUAUUUCGAUGAGGUCACUCUAUACUUCAGUGACAUUGUAGGCUUCACCACCAUUUCAGCCCUCAGCGAGCCCAUCGAGGUGGUCGACUUACUAAAUGACCUCUACACACUCUUUGAUGCUAUCAUUGGGCUGCAUGAUGUCUACAAGGUGGAAACUAUUGGAGAUGCCUACAUGGUAGCCUCUGGAGUCCCCACCAGGAUCGGCAACCGUCAUGCGGCUGAGAUGGCCAACAUGUCUCUUGACAUCCUCCACUGCAUUGGGACCUUUAAAAUGAGGCACAUGCCUGAACUAAAAGUUAGGAUCCGUAUUGGCCUGCACUCUGGCCCAGUUGUCGCAGGAGUUGUGGGUCUCACGAUGCCUCGGUACUGUCUGUUUGGAGACACUGUCAACACAGCAUCUCGAAUGGAAUCCACAGGAUUGCCUUACAGAAUUCAUGUCAACCAAAGUACAGUUAAUCUGCUGAACAGCUUGAAACUGGGAUACAGAAUUCAAGUCAGAGGCCUGACAGAGUUAAAGGGUAAAGGCACAGAGAACACAUACUGGUUGAUCGGGAAGGAGGAUUUCCACAAGCCUCUGCCUGUUCCUCCAGACAUUCAGGGGGGAAGCAGUCAUGGUAUCAGUAUAGAGGAGAUACCUGUGGACAGAAGACAAAAAUUCCUGGAUCGACAGAAGAAGAUGGGCUAG
Molecule: messenger RNA, 3471 nt
Organism: Monopterus albus (swamp eel)
Lineage: Eukaryota; Metazoa; Chordata; Actinopteri; Synbranchiformes; Synbranchidae
Gene: gucy2d
Product: guanylate cyclase 2D, retinal
Exons: 18
Coding region: 1-3471 (1156 amino acids)
Biological process (GO): receptor guanylyl cyclase signaling pathway; protein phosphorylation; cGMP biosynthetic process
Cellular component (GO): plasma membrane
Molecular function (GO): guanylate cyclase activity; adenylate cyclase activity; ATP binding
Source: RefSeq, a predicted model, not a curated record